Molecule: messenger RNA, 2030 nt
Organism: Bufo bufo (common toad)
Lineage: Eukaryota; Metazoa; Chordata; Amphibia; Anura; Bufonidae
Gene: KLHL6
Product: kelch like family member 6
Exons: 7
Coding region: 53-1885 (610 amino acids)
Biological process (GO): germinal center formation; B cell receptor signaling pathway
Molecular function (GO): protein binding
Source: RefSeq, a predicted model, not a curated record
CGGCAUCAGAAGCACAGUAGUAGUCACUCCGAGCCACCCACAGGGCGCAAUUAUGGGAGAAUCAGUGGAAAACAGCACUGAUGACUUUAUCAUUUCACUUAACAGGGAAUGUCCCAAAGAAUUGGAGGAACUCAUUGAAAAAUCCAGUGGAGAUGUCCGAAGAUUUGAUGACACUGGAUUUACAUUGUCUCUUCAGAAUGGGCUCGAAAACCUGAGGUUGGAGAAGUCGCUGACAGAUGUAGUGCUGCUUGUCGGCAAUAGCGCAUUCUCAUGCCACCGCGUUGUACUGGCGGCCGCCAGCAAUUACUUUAGAGCCAUGUUCUGCAAUGAUCUCAAAGAAAAGUACGAAGACAAGAUUAUAAUCCAGGGAGUGGAAGCAGAAACCAUGCAGACCAUCUUAGAUUAUACUUACACGAGCAAAGUAGUCAUCACAAAGCAAAAUGUGCAGAAAAUAUUAGAGGCCGCCAGUCUAUUCCAGUUCCUCCGCAUGGUGGACGCCUGUUCCAGUUUCCUUACAGAAGCUCUUCACCCCGAAAACUGCGUUGGAAUUUUAAGACUUGCAGAUGCCCACUGCUUGGACUUUUUGAAGUUGCAGGUCCAGAACUAUAUCAUCCAAAACUUUUCUCAGGUUUUAAAUCAUGAAGAAUUCCUCGAGUUGACAUCUGACAUUCUAUAUCAUAUUCUAAAGAGCGAUGAGCUGUAUGUGACAGAGGAAGCACAAGUCUUUGAGAUGGUCAUAAAAUGGGUGCGGUAUAAGCAGCCAGAGAGGAUUUCUCUUCUACCAAAAAUGUUAGAGUGUGUCCGCCUGCCCUUACUGGAUCCCUGGUAUCUCGUUGGUACGGUAGAAACUAAUGAACUGAUUAGAGGGUGUCCCGAUGUGUUCAAUUUAAUGCAAGAAGCACGCAUGUAUUAUCUGACUGGUAAUGAGAUAAUUUCUGAGAGAACAAAACCGCGGAUUCAUGAAUUUCAGUCUGAAGUGUUUAUGAUAAUCGGAGGUUGCACUAAAGAUGAGAAGUUUGUCACGGAGGUUACUUGUCUUGAUCCUUUAAGAAGAAGUCGCCUAGAAGUGGCAAAACUGCCAAUGUGUGAGCAAGAAGGUGAAGGAGAACUUAAGAAAUGGGUGGAGUUUGCAUGUAUAACCUUCAAAAAUGAGGUCUACAUAUCAGGUGGAAAAGAAACGCAGCAUGAAGUGUGGAAAUAUAAUUCCUCUAUUAACAAGUGGAUACAGAUCGAAUAUUUAAAUGUGGGCAGAUGGAGACAUAAGAUGGCAGCAUUAUGUGGCAAGGUAUAUGCAAUUGGUGGUUUUGAUGGCAGCCAAAGGAUUUACAGUGUAGAAGCGUAUGAGCCGUUCCACAAUUGCUGGACAGAGGUGGCUCCAUUAAUAAUCAGUGUGAGUUCAUUUGCUGCAGCAAGUCACAAAAACAAGCUUUAUGUUAUUGGGGGAGGACCCAAUGGAAAACUGGCCACGGAUAAAACUCAGUGCUAUGACCCAUCUACCAACAAGUGGAGCAUAAAGUCACCCAUGCCAAUCGAAGCAAAAUGUAUUAAUGCUGUGAGCUUUCACGAUCACGUCUAUGUUGUUGGUGGAGCAAUGAAGGCCUUAUAUUCAUACAGCCCUCUAGAUGACUCCUGGAGUUUAGUAACAAAGUUUAACCAUGAACGAGCAAGCUGCGGGAUUGCAGCAUGUUGUAAUAAAAUAUUCAUCACGGGUGGCCGAGACGAGAGGAACGAGGUGAUUGCUACUGUUAUGUGCUGGAACGUUGAGACAGAAAAACUGACUGAGGAAUGUGUCCUCCCUCGGGGUGUUUCCCAUCAUAGCAGCGUCACUAUAAGAAAAUCAUACACUCACAUCCGUAGGAUCGUCGCCGGAGCUGUUUCUGUCUGAUCUCCAAGGGGCCAUUGGCUCGUCCUUAAAUUAUUUCUAAUUUAUUGCUAUCAUUUGUGAAAAUAACAUUGGGAGCCAGGACGGGUAACAUUUUAUUUGGAUGAAGGCAUUUGAAAGCUUAGCCAUAAACACGGGUCUUCAUGAC